Messenger RNA from Beta vulgaris subsp. vulgaris (sugar beet), 7577 nucleotides. RefSeq names its product calpain-type cysteine protease DEK1. The transcript has 31 exons. The coding region runs from base 540 to 7019 and encodes 2159 amino acids. Lineage: Eukaryota; Viridiplantae; Streptophyta; Magnoliopsida; Caryophyllales; Amaranthaceae. Gene Ontology annotation, cellular component: cytoplasm. Gene Ontology annotation, molecular function: calcium-dependent cysteine-type endopeptidase activity. Gene Ontology annotation, biological process: proteolysis. The record is from RefSeq and is a predicted model, not a curated record.
UAGAGAAGUAGAGACUAGAGUUGAAAAGAUCUAAUAGUAAUAGUUGAUAGUUGUACUAGGCAGGAGGCAUUGAGGCAACAUAGCAGUUGGUAGUUUUCUCUCUCGCCAGUCGCCACUACCCAGUACCCAGUGCACAAUCUGUACUAUCUAGUAUGCCUGCAGUCUGCGUGUGAGCUGAAGGCUGAAACCGCUUUCCCCGUUAAUUUUCCACAUGAACACUGUAUCUGUAGCCUCAAAUCUGUAGGGUUUUAAUCUGCCCUAGGAAUUAGAAAUUAGGAAUUAGGAAUUAGGAAUUAGGAAUUUAGGAUAGAGUAUUUCGUUGUUCGAAUCCGGGAGAAGCUCAACAACAACUACUCUCUAGUCUCGAAUACUGCCUGACAACAGGAGGAGUACUUGAUACUAACAUAGAGCUAAUCUUCCAGUUCCUUAGUUCUGUCUGGGGAUUUUAAUUUUAAUUUUAAUCUCGGAAACCCUAGUGUUGGGAAUUUUGGAACGAGCAUGAAAUUGAAGGAGUAGGUCGAAAGGAGAGGCUUCAGGCCAUGGAAGGCGAGGAGCAUGACAUUGUGUUGGCUUGUGUAAUAUCGGCUGCUCUUUUUGCCCUUUUCGGUUCUUCAUCCUUCUCCAUUCUCUGGGCCGUCAAUUGGCGCCCCUGGCGUCUUUAUAGUUGGAUCUUUGCCAGAAAAUGGCCAGUUAUAUUCCAAGGACCUCGACUUGGUAUCAUAUGUAGUGCACUCAGUGUAUUUGCUUGGUUCAUUGUUGUAUCUCCUCUUGUGGUAUGUGUUGCAUGGGGAUCCUGGUUACUUGUGAUUUUGGGCCGAGAUAUUAUUGGCCUCGCAGUUAUAAUGGCAGGAAGUGCUUUGCUAUUGGCCUUCUACUCUAUAAUGCUUUGGUGGAGAACACGAUGGCAAAGCUCAAGGGCAGUUGCUUUUCUUCUUCUUUUUGCGGUUGCAUUACUUUGUGCCUAUGAACUCUGUGCUGUGUACGUUACAGCAGGUUCUAGUGCAUCAGAGCGGUAUUCUCCUUCUGGAUUCUUUUUUGGUGUAUCUGCUAUUGCUUUAGCAAUCAACAUGCUCUUCAUUUGCCGAAUGCUAUUCAACGGUAAUGGCUUAGAUGUGGAUGAAUAUGUGAGGAGGGCGUAUAAAUAUGCUUACUCUGACUGUGUUGAGGUUGGUCCAGUGGCUUGCUUGCCAGAACCGCCAGAUCCAAAUGAGCUAUAUCCUCGCCAGUCCAGUAGGGUUUCACAUUCGGGGACCCUUUACCUUGGUUCAUUAUUGGUGCUUCUUGUGUACUCAAUCUUGUAUGGUUUGACAGCAAAGGAGGCACGUUGGUUGGGAGCCAUUACAUCAGCUGCAGUAAUUAUCCUUGAUUGGAAUAUGGGAGCGUGCUUGUUUGGCUUUCAGCUUCUGAAAAGUCCUAUUGCUGCAUUGUUUAUUGCUGGCGCAUCUCGUGUAUUCCUUAUAUGCUUUGGCGUAAAUUACUGGUAUUUGGGACAUUGUAUUAGUUAUUUGGUUAUGGCAUCUGUACUGCUAGGAGCUGCUGUCUGUCGCCAUCUCUUGGUUACAAAUCCUUCAGCUGAAAGAAGAGAUGCCUUACAGAGCACAGUUAUUCGCCUCAGGGAGGGGUUCCGUCGAAAAGAGAGUAAUACUUCAUCCAGUUCUUCUGAAGGAUGUGGUUCAAGUAUGAAGCGCAGUAGCAGUGCUGAAGCUGGUCACCUUGGACAUGGGGUUGAAGUUAUCGGCAGAAUUGGUGGUGGACAUUGCACUAGUGAUGCUGUUGGGUGGAACCAUGCUACUUUGCACCGAACCACGAGCUCUCAUGAGGGCAUGAACAGCGAAAAGAGCAUGGACAGUGGAAGGCCUAGUCUAAUUUUACGUAGUAGUUCGUGUCGUUCUGUUGUUCAAGAUCCUGAUGUUGGUCCAUCCUUUAUUGAGAAGAGUUUAGAUCAUAACUCUGUGGUGGGCUAUUCCAGUGGUGGUCUUGAAAGUCAAGGCUAUGAUUCAAGUACAUCAACAUCAGUUAAUUUCCUUCCAGAUCUUAAUUUAGCUCUUGCAUAUCAAGAGAAACUCAAUGAUCCAAGGGUUGCAGCCUUGCUUAAGAAGAGGGCUAAGCACGGUGAUCGUGAAUUGACUAAUUUAUUGCAGAAUAAAGGUUUGGAUCCAAAUUUUGCGAUGAUGUUGAAGGAGAAAGGUUUGGAUCCAACGAUCCUGGCAUUGCUGCAAAGAAGCAGUUUAGAUGCUGAUAGAGAUCACUGUGAUAACACUGAUAUAACAAUCAUUGACUCAAAUAGUGCUGACAACGCUUUACCUAACCAAAUUUCUUUGUCUGAGGAGCUGAGGCUUCGUGGUUUAGAAAAGUGGCUGCAAUUUUCAAGAUUGCUUUGGCACUAUGCAGCCGGUACUCCAGAAAGGGCAUUGGUCCUGUUUAGCUUCGUCUUCAUUAUAGAAACGGUGGCUGUUGCUUUUAUUCGUCCAAGAGUGAUUAGAAUUGUGAAUGCCACUCAUCAGCAGUUUGAGUUUGGAAUAUGCGUGCUGCUUUUAUCACCUGUCAUUUGCUUGAUUAUGGCCUACUUGCGGUCUCUACAAGCAGAAGAUUUGGGCGUGUCAUCUAAACCUAGAAAGUAUGGUUUCUUUGCAUGGCUGCUGAGCACUUGUGUUGGACUACUACUUUCCUUCUUGAGUAAAUCAUCUGUUCUUCUUGGCUUGUCAUUGACUGUGCCUCUCAUGGUGGCAUGCCUUUCGAUUGCUAUUCCCUUGUGGAUUCGCAAUGGCUACAAUUUCUGGGCCGUGCAAGACAAUAUAGAUAGCCGAACUGGAAAUCAUCAAGGGCUCGGAAGAAUAGAGGGCAUUGCUUUUCUCAUCUGUGUUGCGGUGUUUGUUGGAUCUGUGAUAUCUCUCGGUGUCCUCGUAUCUUUUAAGCCAUUAGAAGAGUUGUCAUAUAAGGGGUGGAAUGGAGUUGGGAAAAGCUAUGUAUCGCCUUAUGCAUCUCCUGUUUAUCUUGGCUGGGCAAUGGCUGCUGUGAUUGCUCUAUUUGUCACUGGUGUGUUGCCGGUGAUAUCUUGGUUCGCAACUUAUCGGUUCUCUAUUUUUUCUGCAGUAUGUUUGGUAUUGUUUGCUGUUGUCCUCGUGACAUUUUGUGGUGUGUCAUAUGUGGAGAUAACAAGUUCUAGGAUUGGUCACAUUCCAACGAAUGGCGAUUUUCUUGCUGCUUUGCUUCCCUUGUUGUGUAUUCCAGCAAUUUUAUCCUUGUGUACUGGUCUGCACAAAUGGAGAGAUGACGAAUGGAGAUUUUCUCGCGUUGUCUACAUUUUUAUCGCCAUUGGUCUUCUUCUGUUGCUCUGUGCUAUAUCAGCUGUUAUAGUUAUUGUCAAGCCAUGGACGGUGGGGGUGGCAUUUCUUUUGGUCCUACUAUUAAUCGUGCUGGCUAUUGGUGCCAUACACCUCUGGGCUUCAAAUAAUUUCUACUUGACCCGAGCACAAACGCUCUUUGUUUGUUUUCUUGCGUUUCUUUUAGCUGUGGCAGCAUUUAUGGUUGGAUGGUUUGAAGACAAACCCUUUGUAGGAGCAUCAGUUGGGUAUUUUUCAUUCUUGUUCCUCGUUGCGGGUAGAGCAUUGACUGUUCUUCUUUCACCUCCAAUUGUUGUCUAUUCACCAAGGGUGCUUCCUGUAUAUGUAUACGAUGCUCAUGCAGAUUGUGGAAAAAAUGUCAGUGGUGCUUUUCUGAUGCUUUACGGCAUUGCUUUAGCAACGGAGGGAUGGGGUGUUGUUGCCAGUCUGAAUAUUUAUCCGCCAUUUGCUGGUGCUGCUGUCUCAGCAGUUACACUUGUUGUUUCCUUUGGAUUUGCUGUCUCGCGUCCUUGUUUAACUCUUGAGAUGAUGGACGAUGCUGUUCAUUUUCUCAGUAAGGGAACUGUCAUUCAGGCAAUUGCAAGAUCUGCAACAAAGACCCGAAAUGCUAUAUCGGGAACUUACUCAGCUCCGCAAAGGUCUGCUAGUUCAGCUGCACUUUUAGUUGGUGAUCCCACUGUUAUGCGCGAUAGGGCUGGGAAUUUUGUGCUCCCAAGGGCAGAUGUCAUGAAGUUGAGAGAUCGCUUGAGAAAUGAGGAGUUGGCCGGGGGUUCCUUUAUAGCCAGAUUUAUUGGUUGCUUAAGUCUCCAGUGUGAAUCUACUACUGAUAUGGGGCAGAGGGAAUUGUGUGCUCAUGCUCGUAUUUUGGCUUUGGAAGAGGCUAUUGAUACAGAAUGGGUGUGUAUGUGGGAUAAGUUUGGUGGUUAUCUGCUUCUUUUGCUCGGUUUAACUGCAAAGGCAGAGCGUGUACAGGAUGAAGUCCGGUUGCGACUAUUUCUUGAUAGUAUCGGAUGUUCAGAUUUAAGUGCCAAAAAGAUUAAAAAAUGGAUGCCAGAAGAUCGAAGACAGUUUGAACUUAUUCAAGAGAGCUAUCUGAGAGAAAAGGAAAUGGAAGAAGAAGUCUUUUUACAGAGACGUGAAGAAGAGGGGCGUGGCAAGGAGAGGAGGAAGGCCCUUUUGGAGAAAGAGGAGCGCAAAUGGAAGGAGAUAGAGGCUUCUCUUCUAUCGUCUAUCCCUGGUGCUGGAAGUCGGGAUGCUGCUGCAAUGGCUGCUGCAGUACGUGCUGUUGGUGGCGAUUCUGUUCUUGAUGAUUCCUUUGCACGAGAUAGGGUUUCAAAUAUUGCACAUCGUAUACGUGCAGCUCAAUUAGCACGCAGGGCAAUCCAGACUGGAAUUCCUGGUGCUGUCUGUGUUCUUGAUGAUGAGCCUAGAGCAAGAGGCCGACAUUGUGGACGGGUGGAACCAAGUGUGUGCCACAGUCAGAAAGUUACCUUUUCUGUUGUGGUGAUGAUACAGCCAGAUUCUGGGCCAGUUUGCCUUUUAGGCACAGAAUUUCAGAAAAAACUCUGCUGGGAAUUCUUGGUGGCAGGUUCUGAACAAGGUAUUGAGGCAGGUCAAGUUGGGCUCCGAUUAAUUACAAAAGGUGACAGACAAACAGCUGCGACAAAAGAAUGGAGCAUCAGCGGGACAUGUAUUGCAGAUGGAAGGUGGCAUAUGGUAACAAUGACGCUGGAUGCUGAUGUUGGUGAAGCAACUUGCUUUGUUGAUGGUACUUUUGAUGGCUAUCUGAAUGAGUUACCACUUCGAGUACUGAAUGGUAUUUGGCAGCAAGGGACAGAAGUUUGGAUUGGUGUAAGACCACCCACCGACAUUGACACAUUUGGUAGAUCUGAUAGUGAAGGAGCUGAAUCCAAAAUGCAUGUAAUGGAUGUUUUCCUAUGGGGAAGGUGCUUGAGUGAAGAGGAGGUUUCUUCUCUUCAUGCCAACGUCGGUGUACCUGACUACAAUAUGGUUGAUCGCCUGGAUGAUAAUUGGCAAUGGGCAGAUUCCCCUUUGAGAGUUGAUGAAUGGGAUAGUGAUCCUGCAGAUGUGGAUCUGUAUGACAGGGAUGACGUUGAUUUUGAUGGACAAUACUCUAGUGGGAGAAAAAGGAGAUCUGGACGUGAGAGUGUGGUGCUUGAUGUGGAUUCUUUCUCUAGAAAAUUGAGGAGACCAAAAAUGGAAACAGAUGAGGAGCUAAAUCAGCGGAUGCUAUCAGUUGAAAUGGCUGUUAAAGAGGCGGUUGUUGCCAGAGGAGAAAAACAUUUUACCGACCAAGAAUUUCCUCCAAACAACCAAUCAUUGUUUGUGGAUCCAGGAAAACCCCCUCUGAAGUUACAGGUUGUUUCUGAAUGGAUGAGGCCGAAGGAAAUAGUCAAAGAAGGUCGAGUUGAUUCUCGUCCAUGCUUAUUUUCUGGUUCGGCAAAUCCUUCCGAUGUUUGCCAGGGCCACCUAGGCGAUUGUUGGUUUUUAAGUGCUGUUGCUGUUCUAGCUGAGGUCUCUCGUAUAUCUGAAGUGAUUAUCACUCCAGAAUACAAUGAGGAAGGAAUUUACACCGUCCGCUUCUGUAUUCAGGGUGAAUGGGUGCCUGUUAUUGUUGAUGAUUGGAUUCCAUGCGAAUCACCGGGAAAACCAGCAUUUGCUACAAGUCGGAAGGGAAAUGAACUCUGGGUAUCGGUGUUGGAGAAGGCAUAUGCCAAGUUGCAUGGUUCCUAUGAGGCAUUAGAAGGCGGGCUUGUCCAGGAUGCUCUGGUAGACCUCACUGGGGGAGCUGGAGAAGAAAUUGACAUGAGAAGUGCUCAGGCACAAAUUGAUCUUGCCAGUGGUAGAUUAUGGUCUCAAUUAUUGCGAUUUAAGCAGGAAGGGUUUUUACUAGGUGCUGGAAGCCCCUCUGGUACUGAUGUUCACGUCUCUUGUAGUGGCAUUGUGCAGGGGCAUGCUUACUCAAUAUUGCAGAUUAAAGAAGUUGAUAGUCACAAGCUUGUUCAGAUUCGCAAUCCAUGGGCAAAUGAGGUUGAGUGGAAUGGACCAUGGUCAGACUCAUCACCAGAGUGGACAGAUAGAAUGAAGCAUAAGCUCAAGCAUGUUCCGCAGUCAAAAGAAGGUAUAUUCUGGAUGUCCUGGCAAGACUUUCAGAUCCAUUUUCGAUCUAUAUAUGUCUGCCGUGUCUACCCUCCAGAGAUGCGCUAUUCAGUUCAUGGGCAAUGGCGAGGAUAUAGUGCUGGUGGUUGUCAAGAUUAUGAUACCUGGCAUCAAAAUCCCCAAUUCCGCUUGAGGGCAGCUGGAGCAGAUGCAUCAGCUCCGAUACACGUGUUUAUAACUCUGACACAGGGUGUGAGUUUCUCUCAAACUGCGGCUGGUGUCAGGAAUUAUCAGUCCAGUCAUAAUUCAACAAUGUUCUAUAUAGGAAUAAGAAUACUCAAAACUCUUGGCCGACGAGCAGGCGUUAAUAUCUACUUGCAUGAAUCUCUUGGCGGUACUGAUUAUGUUAAUUCUCGAGAGAUAUCAUGCGAAAUGGUCUUGGAACCAGAUCCAAAAGGUUAUACCAUAGUGCCUACAACAAUUGUCCCUGGAGAAGAAGCACCAUUUGUUCUCUCUGUUUUUACAAAAGCAUCAAUAACACUGGAACCUUUGUAGUUCAUGAACUGAUUUUAUGCUAGUGUUGAUAAAUGCGAUUUGGUUGGCCUCCGAGCUUGCCUCUGAGCUGGGACCCUUUGCUCAGGCAUGCUGAGCAGGCUGUUCAAUUGAAUUGCAGUGAAUUGUGGAUAAACACGGAUCAGCUGUUGUGCUAGCAUCGCCAUACAAUUCUACUUCUAUCAGCUAAGGUUUGCUAUUUGUAUGUGGCAAACAGUCUGCCAAUGCUGAGAUGCAAUGUGUGGGUUGUUCAUACUGCCUAGUUACUGCUGCUGCUAGUACAGGGAGCCUUCUUGAAGAUUGAUAUGUACAUGAGUUCUUGUAAAUGAAGCGAUGUAAGAGUAAAUAGGAAGUCGAUAAACUGUAAGUAGACUUCAUUUUUCUAAAGCACUACAGAAGCAUUGUGGCUUUAGGGGGUAUUUUGGGCCUGCUGCAGCACAUUAGCUUAUUCAUUGUUUAUAGUUGAUAGUCAGCUGCAGUUCUGAUGCUUAUUCAUUGUCCAUAGCCAUUUUUGUACAAAUUUCAUUCUUUUAUCUUAAUAUCAGUAAUAUUUGCAAAGAA